UCCCAGUCCCUCCCCCGGCGGGCCCCUACUCCGGCCCCUUCCGGAAGCGCUCGUGGAGCGGCCCCGCAUGGAGCUGGAGCCGAGCGCCUCCCAGGCACCCCGAGGCGCGGCCGCUCUCUUCGCCUGGGGUGCAAAUAGCUAUGGGCAACUUGGCCUUGGCCAUAAGGAAGAUAUGCUUUUGCCCCAGCAACUGAAUGACUUCUGUAAACCUGGCUGUGUCAGGAGGAUCACGGGAGGAGGGGGCCACUCUGCUGUUGUCACAGACGGAGGAAACCUUUUUGUUUGUGGCCUGAACAAAGAUGGGCAGCUGGGGCUUGGCCACACAGAGAAUGUUCUAUAUUUUACUCCCUGCAAAUCCCUCCUUGGCUGUCCCAUCCAACAGGUGGCCUGUGGCUGGGACUUCACCAUUAUUCUCACAGAAAAUGGUCAAGUUCUGUCAUGUGGAUCUAACUCCUUUAGCCAAUUAGGAGUUCCUCAUGGGCCUCGAAGAUGUGUGGUUCCCCGGGCCAUUGAGAAUCUGAGAGAGAAGGUUGUUAGUAUUGCUGCUGGACUGAGGCAUGCGUUAGCUGCUACAGCAAGUGGCGUUGUGUUCCAGUGGGGAACUGGUUUGGCAUCAUCUGGACGGCGGUUGUGCUCUGGGCAGACGCUCCCACUGUUUUUGACAGCAAAGGAACCGAGCAGAGUGACAGGCCUGGAGAAUUCUAAAGCAAUAUGUGUUGCUGCUGGCUCACAUCACUCAGCUUCACUGACAGAUGCAGGAAAGCUGUAUGUUUGGGGAAGCAACAAGCACGGGCAACUGGCUUCUCCGGCUGCUUUCCUUCCUGUGCCCCAGAAAAUAGAAGCACAUUGCUUUCGGAACGAAAAGGUCACUGCUGUCUGGAGUGGGUGGACACACCUGGUUGCUCAGACAGAAACUGGCAAAGUGUUUACCUGGGGCCGAGCGGACUAUGGUCAACUGGGGAGGAAGCCGGAGUCUCACGAAGGCUGGACAUUGGGAAAGCAGGAUUCGUCCCUCCCCAGCUCGACACCUUCGUCUCUGCACUGCGUAAUCGGAGCAACCGAGGUCUCUUGUGGCUCAGAGCAUAACCUGGCAGUGAUUGGUGGGACGUGUUACUCCUGGGGCUGGAACGAACAUGGCAUGUGCGGGGAUGGCACUGAAACCAACGUCUGGGCCCCGACGCCCGUGCAGGCUCUGCAGUCGUCAUCAGGAUUCCUCGUGGGCUGUGGGGCUGGCCACUCCCUGGCCUUCUGCCACCUGCCAGCCCUUCCUACACUGCGCCAGUGUCCCAAGGUCACUGGCCCUUCCCCAGAUGCCACUGAGGACCCCAAAUCUCAGGAUGCCAUGGAAAGAAACUGGAAAGAAAGACAACCAGAAACCUCUACCCAAAGCCAAUCUGACAGGUGCAGAAAUGGGGGGCUUGUGACAGACACCAUUUAAUAAAGUGGUUUUUUCCCAUUCA
This is a messenger RNA of Hipposideros armiger (great roundleaf bat), 1460 nucleotides long. RefSeq names its product secretion regulating guanine nucleotide exchange factor (gene SERGEF). NCBI's taxonomy places the organism in Eukaryota, Metazoa, Chordata, Mammalia, Chiroptera, Hipposideridae. The record is from RefSeq and is a predicted model, not a curated record.